AUGUUGAUCAAGUCAACAGCACCGAAAAAUAUUCAAGAAAAAUUAUUCGAGGUGUUGCACAAUAUUAAACAAUUGGCAAUAAAUAAUGAAAAAACAAUUACGGAGUUGUUCAGUCAAGUUGCUGAUCUUCGUUCAGCUGUAAAAAGUUUACAAGAACGUCAACAUAGACGGAAUACUAUACUACAUGCAUUUGAAGUCUCGUUUCUGUAUCAUUAUCAUAUUAUUUUACAAAUUAUUCGACGUCAUUAUCCAAAGAUUCCAUGGUUAGAAAUUGUUAAUGUUGUUAAACAAACUUCACCUAGUUCAUUAGAAUCAGCUCAUCGUCCAUCAUCACCAAAGAUUGUGGCAAAGCGACACGAAUUUCAAUCAUUUUGUUCAAUUGAUCUGGACAAACUCCUUUGUCUUGAUGAAGGACAUAAGAGUAAACAUAGUCAUGGAACAUCUGAAAAAAAAGAAGGUAAUUUCUUCCAUGAACAUUCUCAACCAUCAACUAAAACUAGUUGGAAUGACAAUGUAACAAUCUCUUCACAUUCAAGCAAUCAAAGUCUUGAUAAGAGUAAAUUAACUUCUUACUAUCUUUUCUAUUAUUAUCGUUUUGUUCCUUUCUUUUUGGCUGAACAACAAACAGAAGGACCAUCAAUUGAUCCAAAUGCAUUUAAUAAUGAUGGCUCAGUGAAAACAUUCGAUCCAAAAAAAAAACAAUCUGUCAACGUCGACCACCAGCAACGAAAAGGAACGGUUUUGGUGCAUAAAAAAGUAACAGCUUAUUUCAAAGAAAUCGAACGUAAUAUUCAAGAACAAGAAAAAUUUCGUGAACACCAAGUUCAUCUUGAACUUAAAAAUCGCGAAGAAGCAAAAAGACAACAUGAAAAAGACAUGACAAAUCUUAAAUUUGCUUAUCAAUAUAUAAAUAAAACACGUGAAUUAGAAGAAGCUAAAUUAAAACAAUCAAAUCCAAAGAAAGCUGAACAAAUGGAACAUUUUGGCAUGGGAUUUCCUAAUCGAAGUGGCGUAAGUCAUAGUGCUAUGACUGAUAUGCAAACAAUUCAACAAGAAGGUGUAACAACAACAAGAACUGUUUCACUUGCACCACGAAAUCGAGAUUUUUUUGAUGAUUAUGAACCAGCUGGUUUUAGUAGUCGAUCGAAAGUGUAUUUCUAA
Rotaria sp. Silwood2 is the source of this 1161-nucleotide messenger RNA. The record is from the annotation of a GenBank genome assembly. NCBI's taxonomy places the organism in Eukaryota, Metazoa, Rotifera, Eurotatoria, Philodinida, Philodinidae.